Molecule: messenger RNA, 1479 nt
Organism: Cicer arietinum (chickpea)
Lineage: Eukaryota; Viridiplantae; Streptophyta; Magnoliopsida; Fabales; Fabaceae
Source: RefSeq, a predicted model, not a curated record
AUGACCAGCAGCAGCAACAGUAUGAUGAACAAGCCUGAUGAACCCAUGUUUCCUGGAGGUCCUUAUGAUCUUUCUGUCCUUACAGAUUAUGAGCAUCAUAUUGCAAUUAAUGUGUGGAAUGGACAGGAAAGACGUGCCUUGAAAGUUGUUUCCAAUGGCAAAAAGCAAGACAAAUUCAUUGAUAUUAGAUAUCAUUUACCUGCUCAAAUAGAUCAUUGGAUUAAUAUAUCUGGAUUACGUCCUCUGAGAAGAUGUAGUUUGCAUAUGAUUGAUGGUAACAUGAUAUCUGCUUUUGCUGAGAGAUGGCACGCAGAGACUAGUUCAUUUCACCUGCCAUUCGGUGAAAUGACUAUUACUCUUGACGACGUCAGGGGUCUUUUGAGCAUCCCGUGUACUGGAGAGUUUUUCACACCUCCCGCAAAUGUCAAUGAAGAUUUGGCAAUUGUUGCUGCUGUUGAGUUGUUGGGGGUUACAUAUGAUGAAGCUGUCACUGAGAAUAGGACCAAUAGAGGGGCCUCAUAUAGUUUUGAGUGGUUGAAAGAGGUAUUUUUUAAGAAACUUCAUGAACGAAGAUAUGACUGUGCAGCUAGGGCAUAUCUACUUCAUUUGGUAGGAUGUACCAUUCUUGCGGAUAAAAGUUUUACACUUGUAUCUGCAAAAUAUCUCUUUCUGUUUCAAGAUCUGGAUAGUUGUGGUAAAUGGGCAUGGGGACCGGCUGCACUUGUUGUGCUAUAUGACUAUCUUAGAGACAGUACAUUGCCUGCAACCAAACAGAUUGGAGGGUAUUUGUCUUUAUUUCAGACUUGGAUUUAUGAACAUUUCCCUGAUAUUUGUAAACGGGAUAUGGAUGAGCAUAUUUCCUCGAUGCCACAUAUGUUUCGUUGGACGGAAAAACAAACAUCUGGGAAUGUGGCAUAUUAUAGGGCAAAGUUGGAUGCUUUGAGGGAUACAGAUAUUAUCUGGGCACUAGAUUACGAUCAAAACACUGUGACACGAUUUCAGUAUGUGUCAUUAUUUACAGGAUACAUUCGUUGGUGUUUCACGAUGGUUCCGUAUUUACCUGAGAGGUGCAUACGACAGUUUGGGUAUACUCAACACAUUCCUCCUACACCACCGAUGCUUGUUGCACGUGAUGUCGACGUUGAAUGGAGUAUGUACCGGAAUUCUGUACGAUCACUUCGAGCUAGAUUGCAUCCAGCUGCAUAUCCACAUGAGUGUAUUGAGGGAUACAUCCAGUGGUAUUAUAGGAUAUCUCAUCAUCGGAUGAUCCCUUAUGUUGCUGCAUAUGCUGGUCCUAGUUAUGAUGCUGAUGCUGGUCCUAGUCAUGAUGCUGGUCCCGAUACUAGUUGUACACGGUGUCACGCAGUUGGUGGUCUUAUACAGCAGAGUUUAGAUUUGCAUAUGGGUGGUCCUGAAGAUGAGAUGCGUGUCUUAUUGGAGAGAGCUUUAUAUAUUUCUAGAGGAGGAGAUUAUCAGUAG